This is a messenger RNA of Spizellomyces punctatus DAOM BR117, 911 nucleotides long. RefSeq names its product proteasome subunit alpha type-7. Gene Ontology annotation, cellular component: proteasome core complex, alpha-subunit complex; nucleus; proteasome core complex. NCBI's taxonomy places the organism in Eukaryota, Fungi, Chytridiomycota, Chytridiomycetes, Spizellomycetales, Spizellomycetaceae. The transcript is spliced from 7 exons. Gene Ontology annotation, biological process: ubiquitin-dependent protein catabolic process. The coding region runs from base 85 to 852 and encodes 255 amino acids. The record is from RefSeq and is a predicted model, not a curated record.
UCUGCUUGUGGUGCGGAUUGACCGUGUUGCAAUCUGUAGUCUUUUGAAAACCGCCAUCUUCUUGCUUCUGAGCGAAUAUAAGUAAUGUCGGGGUACGACCGUGCGCUUACAGUAUUUUCUCCGGAUGGACACUUGUUCCAAGUAGAAUAUGCUCUUGAGGCUGUGAGGAAAGGAACAUGUGCGGUUGGUGUUAGGGGCAAGGAUGUAGUUGUGCUGGGGGUGGAGAAAAAGUCAGUCGCGAAGCUGCAAGAUCCGCGAACAGUGAGGAAGAUUGCUAUGCUCGACGACCACAUCUGCAUGACGUUUGCAGGCCUCACCGCAGACGCUCGUGUACUGAUUAACAAGGCCCGUAUUGAGUGUCAAAGCCAUCGUCUCACGGUGGAAGAUCCCGUUUCUGUCGAGUACAUAACCCGUUACAUUGCUGGUGUUCAACAGAAAUAUACCCAGAGUGGAGGCGUCCGACCAUUCGGUAUCUCAACUCUCUUGAUUGGAUUUGACGCGGACAAAGUCCCAAAGCUCUAUCAGACGGACCCAUCUGGCAUUUACUCGGAGUGGAAGGCUGCUUCGAUUGGCAGAAGCUCAAAGACAGUGCGAGAGUUUUUAGAGAAGAACUACAAGGAGGAAAUGAACAGGGAGGACACUAUCAAAUUGGCCAUCAAGUCGCUAUUGGAGGUUGUUCAGACUGGUGCCAAGAAUAUUGAGAUUGCGGUGAUGGGUGAGGAUUGCAUCCUUCGGACACUAGAGGCAACAGAAGUCGAGGAGAUUACAUCCAUUAUUGAAAAAGAAAAUGCAGCAGAGGCUGAGAAGAAGAGCAAGCGGAAGGGUGAUGCGGGUGCUGGCAGCAGUAGUUAAACGUUUAAGAUGUAUCAUUGAAUAUGACCGGUCACAAUUUUCGUUUGCCUUGAUCCUGA